GCGCUUCACUUCUAUGGGGCGAAGGGGGCGGCUGGCGGCGGCCGCACUUCAGGUCUCUGUUUAUCUACUCCAGGGUCACCAACUGAUGGGAUGAAAUUAAAAAGAGAUCCCUGGACAUGACUCAUAAAUGUUUCAUUAGGAUGAAACAAAUGAGUUUUGGUCUUUCCUGCAUUGGACUGGGCAGACUGGAUUCAGAAAGGACAGAGGCUUGACGCUGAGGCAUAGACCACAUUUGCUACUGGAAUAAGGCAACUGCAAUGGAAAAAAUAUGUUCUAGUCCCGGGAACAACUGACGAUACAAAGGACAAUGCACAGUGUAUAUCCAGAUGACAUUUUGUGUGCUGUGACAUGGUUUUUGCCAUGGCAUCUGAGACUGAAAAGGCCCAUGCUCUUCUCCAGACUUUCAGCACAGCUUCAGUUAUUUCUAGCCUAGGUUUGGGAAUAUUCUGCUUUGUAGCAGACAGACUUCUGCAGUUUUCCUUCAUUCAGCAGAAUGACUGGCUCCGAGCCUUGUCUGAUAAUGCAGUGCAUGGUAUACUGGGAAUGUGGUCCUGGGCAAUAGUGAUUGGACUCAGGAAGAAAAGUGACUUCACUGAGGUCACUCUGGCUGGCUUCCUCGCCUCUGUCAUUGAUGUGGACCACUUCUUUCUUGCUGGCUCCCUGUCAUUAAAGGCUGCUCUGACUCUUCCACAGAGACCACUUCUUCAUUGUUCUACUGUGAUUCCUGUUGUGGCUCUGACAUUAAAGUUUAUUAUGCACCUUUUCAGGCUUAAGGAUUCAUGGUGCUUUCUUCCCUGGAUGUUGUUCAUAUCCUGGACUUCUCAUCAUGUCCGUGACGGGAUUCGUCAUGGUCUCUGGAUCUGCCCGUUUGGAAAAACUCCUCCUUUGCCAUAUUGGCUGUAUGUGGCAAUUACAGCAUCUUUACCUCAUCUAUGUUCAUUUAUUAUGUAUUUAACAGGCACUAGAGAAUUAAUGUCUAUAAAACAUGGAAUCCGCAUUGAUGUGUAAGAAUGAUGGUUCUUAAAGCUUGUUUGUAUUAGCACUUGAAAUAAGCUGUCUGUUUAUCACUGAAGUGGUUUCCUUAUGUUUCCUAUGACUUCUGAGUUAGGCAUUUUAAGCCUGUGGAGCCAGUUAAAGCUCCUGUGUCAAUUCCUUGUGGUCACAGAAACCUAUUUAAUGAAUGGUAAUAAUUUUAAAUCUAUACAGUCCCCUUAUAAAAUAUGUGGUCUUCCAUUAUAGUUCAUGCAUAGCUAGUUGAUUUAUAAAGUACUUAGUCUCUCUCUGUAGUGAUUACAUUACAUUUUACUGUCAUCGUGCCGUUCAUCUGAUCACCAUUCACUUUAGAUUUGUAUUCUGCAUUUAGAUACCACUUUUCAUCUAGACAGCAUUUGUAUAGUACUUUAAAAAUGUAAAGUACUAUAUAAUUGCUAAUUACUAGUGAGAAUUUAGUAGUGUAUGGCACUCCUAAAAAAUAUCAGUUAUCCUUUUGAAUUUAUUUGUUUUCCUGCUGGACUCUUCUAUUCAGUUGUUUUAAAAGAAAUGCUGUUUGUAUUUCACAACAUGCAGCUGUAUACCUGCACCUCUUUGAACACUGCUAUCAUACCGUGUUUCUACUAAAUUCUAUUCCUCUGUAGUUGCUUGGUACUCAAUUUGCAGAUAAUUACUAGCUAUUAUUUGUGGUUAGGAGAAGGCAGUUCGGUUACAGUAUUAUGUCUGUUGGCCAAAUUGUUUAAUUUUAAAAAUAUAGUAAUUAUGAAUAUUAUUUAAUUUGGAACUAAGGAAUUUUAGUAAAUAUUUAAGGAUUGUGUAAAGGCAAACUUAUUUAUUACAGUAAAACAUAAGCUUUAGGGAAGAUUCAGGAAGAUACAAGAAAAUAAAAAUUGCUCAAAAUGUGAGUUUGCUUAAAGAUCUUACUCUUUUACUCAUAAACAGCAUUUUCCAUUAAGUGCAAUAUUAUCCUUAUUAUUGUAAAAUAAAAUGCAUUAUUUGGAAAUAGAAAUUUCCUCGUAAAUAAAUUUCUUAAGGAAAAAUGUUAUGUUGCAGGUUCGUAACAUAGUCAUUUGCACUGUGGAUUGUUCAAAGUAACAGUUUUCAUUUACAGAAAUUUCUCAGAAAAAGUCCCAAAGUAAAAAUUAAGAUCUUGUUUAGUUUACAGUGUACACGCUGAGAAAUGUCUAUUAAUGUUUAUUUUUUAUUCAUUGAACUCCAUUGCCCUUUAAGGAGAUGGGACUUAAUUACUGCAGUUUGUGAUGAAUAGCUGCCAAAAGGGAUUAUUUUUAUGGAAGAAUAUAUAUAGGGUAGCAUGUGCUGAACUUAAAUUAUCAAAGGGUGCAAAGAUUAGGUGAUGUGUU
This is a messenger RNA of Haliaeetus leucocephalus (bald eagle), 2351 nucleotides long. It is a transcript of the gene TMEM267, whose product is annotated as chromosome unknown open reading frame, human C5orf28. Bases 349 to 1008 code for a protein of 219 amino acids. The record is from RefSeq and is a predicted model, not a curated record. The transcript is spliced from 5 exons. Lineage: Eukaryota; Metazoa; Chordata; Aves; Accipitriformes; Accipitridae.